Calypte anna (Anna's hummingbird) is the source of this 4120-nucleotide messenger RNA. It is a transcript of the gene TMTC3, whose product is annotated as transmembrane O-mannosyltransferase targeting cadherins 3. Bases 443 to 3190 code for a protein of 915 amino acids. Gene Ontology annotation, molecular function: mannosyltransferase activity; protein binding. Gene Ontology annotation, biological process: protein O-linked glycosylation via mannose. The transcript has 17 exons. The record is from RefSeq and is a predicted model, not a curated record. Gene Ontology annotation, cellular component: endoplasmic reticulum. NCBI's taxonomy places the organism in Eukaryota, Metazoa, Chordata, Aves, Apodiformes, Trochilidae.
GCGCGGUGCCGGGUGGCGGUGGAGAGAGCCGUGGGUGGCAGCGGUGGUGGUGGUGGCUGUGGUGCCGGCGGUAGCGGUGAGGCCGCAUCCUCCGUGGCCUCAGAGAUAGUGGCAGCUUUGAAAAAAGGCUCUUUCAUGAUUGAACACCGAUAGCCAGUGCUCCAAAUACUACGAAAGAAAAAACCCACUGCCAUUAUGACUCUGAUAAACAUUCAGUGACAUCAGAGCAAUUGGUAGAGUUGAGAAAGAAAUGGCCUUUUCAUGAACUUCUGGUAAGGGUGCAGAUGAAUAAACUGUGAGCUUCAAUGAACAUCUGCAGGAUUUUUCAUUGAGAUUGAAAGAUUUUGAGCAACGCCUUUAAAUCUGAAAAAUGUGAAAAAUUAGCACACUGUCAGCCCUUCUGAUAAACAUUCCCUUUUGUCCAUGAAAACUCUUAGAGAAAAUGGCUGAGUUAAGCCUGAAGGAAGCAGCGCUAAUUGUUGGUGUGGUGGCUGCCUGCUACUGGAAUAGUCUGUUUUGUGGCUUUGUUUUUGACGAUGUUUCAGCAAUUUUGGACAAUAAAGAUUUGCAUCCUUCUACUCCCUUAAAAAAUCUGUUUCAGAAUGACUUCUGGGGCACUCCAAUGUCUGAGGAGAGGAGUCACAAAUCUUACCGUCCCCUUACAGUUCUUACGUUUCGCUUAAACUACUUGUUCAGUGAGCUAAAUGCAGUUUCUUACCACUUCCUAAAUCUGGUCUUUCAUGCCGUGGUUUGUGUAGUUUUCCUCAAGGUCUGUAAGCUUUUUCUGGACAACAGGAGCAGUGUGAUUGCAUCUUUGCUCUUUGCAGUGCACCCAAUACAUACUGAAGCGGUAACUGGAGUUGUGGGCAGAGCAGAGCUUUUAUCAUCUAUCUUUUUUUUAGCUGCUUUUUUAUCAUACACAAAAUCUAAAGGGCCAGAUAAUACCAUAGUGUGGACUCCAAUUGCAGUGACUGUGUUUCUAGUAGCUGUUGCAACACUGUGUAAAGAACAAGGAAUAACAGUGGUGGGGAUAUGUUGUGUGUAUGAAGUAUUUAUUGCUCAAGGGUACACCUUGCCAGUGUUGUUGGACACAGCUUUACAGAUUCUUCGAGGGAAGGGCAGUAUUCCUUUCUCUAUGCUCCAAACACUGUUGAAGCUCAUAGUCCUAAUGUUCAGUACACUGCUGCUUGUAGUUAUCAGAGUCCAGGUUAUCCAGUCUCAGCUUCCAGUGUUUACAAGGUUUGAUAACCCAGCUGCCGUUAGUCCAUCUCCAGCAAGACAGCUGACUUUCAACUACCUCCUCCCUGUAAAUGCUUGGCUGCUUCUGAACCCCUCAGAAUUAUGCUGUGACUGGACAAUGGGAACUAUUCCUCUUGUGGAGUCUUUGUUAGAUGUUAGAAACAUUGCAACCCUUACCUUCUUUUGCUUUUUGGGAUCUUUGAUCGUCUUCAGCCUCCGAUAUCCUGGGGAUUCCUCCAAGACUGUACUGAUGGCACUCUGCUUAAUAGUGCUGCCAUUCAUUCCUGCAUCAAAUCUCUUUUUUCCUGUUGGAUUUGUAGUAGCUGAAAGAGUAUUGUAUGUUCCUAGCAUGGGAUUCUGCAUAUUAGUAGCACAUGGAUGGAAGAAAUUAUCAAACAAAAGCAUGCUAAGAAAAGUUUCUUGGGUUUGUUUGGCUGCGGUGCUGCUCACUCAUGCCUUAAAAACACUUCACAGAAACUGGGAUUGGGAGUCAGAGUACACAUUGUUUAUGUCAGCUUUAAAGGUAAAUAAAAACAAUGCAAAACUGUGGAACAAUGUGGGGCAUGCAUUAGAAAAUGAAAAGAAUUUUGAAAGAGCUCUGCAGUUCUUCAUACAAGCUACUCAAGUUCAACCAGAUGAUAUUGGUGCCCACAUGAAUGUAGGCAGAACUUACAAAAACUUAAACAAAACUAAAGAAGCUGAAGAAUCAUAUCUAAUUGCUAAAUCAUUGAUGCCACAGAUUAUUCCAGGUAAAAAGUAUGCAGCAAGAGUUGCUCCUAACCAUCUGAAUGUUUAUAUCAAUCUGGCAAACUUAAUUCGAGCAAAUGAAUCUCGCUUGGAAGAAGCUGAUCAAUUAUAUCGACAAGCAAUUAGCAUGAGGCCAGAUUUCAAGCAGGCUUACAUCAGCAGGGGAGAAUUACUUUUAAAAAUGAACAAACCUCUAAAAGCCAAGGAAGCUUAUCUUAGAGCUUUAGAACUAGACAGAACCAAUGCAGACCUGUGGUACAACCUGGCAAUUGUUUACAUUGAACUGAAAGAUCCAACAGAAGCUCUGAAGAAUUUCAACCGAGCCCUUGAACUCAAUCCGACACAUAAACUGGCAUUAUUCAACUCAGCACUACUAAUGCAGGAAUCUGGUGAUGCUCUGCUUAGACCUGAAGCUAAACAAAGACUGCUACAUUAUGUGAAAGAAGAACCGCAGGAUGCAAAUGGAUACUUCAACUUGGGUAUGCUGGCAAUGGAUGACAAAAAAGAUACAGAAGCAGAGGCAUGGAUGAAGAAAGCCAUAAGGUUACAGCCCAACUUCCGAAGUGCUUUGUUCAAUUUGGCACUGCUUUAUUCUCAGACAGCAAAAGAAUUACUGGCUUUACCCGUCCUGGAAGACCUCCUGAAGUACUACCCUGAUCAUACCAAAGGUCUGAUUUUAAAAGGAGAUAUCCUUAUGAACCAAAAGAAGGAUAUUGUUGGAGCAAAAGCAUGUUUCGAAAAAAUUUUGGAACUGGAUCCCAACAAUGUACAAGGAAAGCAUAACCUUUGUGUGGUUUACUUUGAAGAACGAGAUUUAAUAAAAGCAGAAAAAUGCUUGGUUGAAACGCUAGCACUGGCACCUCAUGAAGAAUAUAUUCAGCGCCAUUUAAACAUAGUUAGAAGUAAAAUUGCAUCACUCAGUACUACAGAACAGUCAUCACUUCCAGCAGAUGGGACUGCAUCUGCAGGAGAAAAAAAAAAUUCCUUUCAAAAUUUGAAAGAAGUCAAAACUAAGGAGAAAACCACCCAAACAACAGUUGAUAAUGGUAAAGGACACUCAAAAAGUAAGAAACAAGCAGAGAAAAACAGUAUGGACAAGGUUACUCCCAAAAAAUCAACUAAAGAAAUCAAAGACAUUGAGGAAAAGAGAGUUGCUGCAUUGAAAAGACUAGAAGAGAUUGAACGUAUCUUAAAUGGUGAAUAGUCUUUAUGAUGUCACAAAGAAAUGAGGGGAGAAUACUAUUUUUAAUUAUUGUCUAAUAUGUGAUCCAACUGGAAAGAGGUCUUAAUGCUUUGAAAAUAGGACGUUGACUGAAUAUCACUCAGCGAGCAGCAGAAGGCAUUACAGUAUUUUGUGUGAGAAAACUGCAACUUUAAAAUGUGAUGUCAGGGAUGGGUGUGUGUUGAAGGAGGAAAGGUAGGGAAAAAUCUUAAAUGCAUAAUCCUAAUAUCGAUAAAAUCACACUCAAAAAAUCAUAGGUAGUCAGUGAUAUUCAAUAAUGCUUCUUUCAAAGAAUCAGUGGAAGAAGUGAAUGGAGAAUUAAUGGUAUAACCCAGACAUUGUUUUUUUUUCCCCCAUAUAAAUCUGAUGAUAAUUAAUGUUAUCUAAAUUUCAGUUUACACAUCAUCAGUAUUUCUGAAGUUCUUCUAGACAUGUUAUGCAUUAAAAAGAGAUUGUUUUCUUUGCAUUAUUUGUUUCCAGAACUUAAUAAAGAGUCAUCAACAUGGCUCUGUUUGUAGUUAUAGGAGGAUGCAAUAACACUAAAAUUUUUUGUUGUGUUGUAAAUGUGGAAUGAUAUAAUAAGCUUUUAAUUGUUCUUUACUUACAAAGCUAAUGGUUUGUACUGUUUUACCUGGUAGGAAUCUUACGGUGCUCUUAACAUCUUUAGACUAUACUUCUACUUUUAAAGGAAAUGUGUGUUUUUUUUCUUCAACUGUCAGUCAUCUGAUUUUUUUUUUCUUAUUAUACAAAAAAGGGUGGUUUUCUCACUUUUUUCCCCAAUUAACUGAAUUCUAUGAUAAAUGCACUUUUGGUACAGUAACCACUAUGCUGUGCAGAAGUCCUUGUUGACUUUGUAUCAAUGGCUGUGGAUUGACUCCUUGGUGUAGUAAAUUCCUCCAUGCUUAUAGCAAA